Molecule: messenger RNA, 2034 nt
Organism: Fusarium vanettenii 77-13-4
Lineage: Eukaryota; Fungi; Ascomycota; Sordariomycetes; Hypocreales; Nectriaceae
Exons: 2
Coding region: 1-2034 (677 amino acids)
Source: RefSeq, a predicted model, not a curated record
AUGUCCUCGACAGCACUAUGCCAAUAUUGCGCUCGGAUACCCUUCCAUGAUUUACUUUCCGACCCCUCGAAAGCAAGAUUGUACGAUUUGGGCACCGGCUCCCGGGUCAAGAACAGCUCAUGUCCUCUCUGUCAACUCGUCGUCGAGGCUCACUACCAAAAACAUUUGGGUUUGCACGAUGAAACACUCAUCAGACUGGUAUGGAGGGAAGGAUAUGGAGUUGGCUUCGCCUUUGAAGCCGUAGACUUUGGCCAAGAUGUUUGGAUAAGCUUUGGCCUUCUGGAAUCGACGGAUGAUGCAGCCCGCGAGAUGAGGGCCGCGCAUCCCGGAACAUGCCUUCUUAGGCCGACAACAUCCCUCAUUGAUACCUCGAGGAUCUUGGGCUGGAUACGCUCAUGUGAGCAAGAACACGGAGAUCAUUGCCAGCUUCCAACUCAAGUGCCGUUUGCCGAGGCAUUUCGCGGCCUACCCUUCAUCCGCUUAAUCGACGUCCAAGCCCUAUGUCUAGUUGAGAUACAGCACCUUGUUGAAUACACAGCUUUGAGCUAUGUAUGGGGUUCUGUCCCCAAUUUUAGGCUUACCAAGGCGAAGAGGCCAGUACUGCUCAUGCCAGGGUCUCUACGCCAGGUCGCAGUUGGGCUUCCAAGAACAAUCCGCGAUGCGAUAAUGGUCGUUCAACGUCUCGGAUGUCGAUAUCUCUGGGUCGAUGCCUUGUGUCUAAUGCAGAACGAUGCCGAUGACCUAGAUCAGGGUGUGGGCUCAAUGGAUCUGAUUUACGAGCGAGCCUGGUUGACCAUUGUGGCGGCUUGUGGCCAUGACGCCAACGCUGGUCUUCCCGGUGUCCAGAAUGGCAGCAGGAAGUCAUCGUUAAACACCCAGAAUGUGAUACCUGGACUCACGAUGGGUGUUGUGGUUGGGUUAGAUGAGCGUCUAGGUCGUUCUAUGUACGACACUAGAGGGUGGACAUUCCAAGAGCGACUGUUGUCACGCAAAGCUAUCUACUUUGUCGAUGACAAGCUUUUCUACCGCUGUCGAAGAACCGCUCAGGCCGAACACUUGAUGGACCUUCCUAUCCCAACCGAAAUACCUAUGGCAGCCGUCGAGCAGCUUCUUUCAGAGGCGAUAUUGAUGUGCGAGCCUGUUGUCGACUUUUCUUGGAUGCUCAAAUUCUACACAAAACGAAUCUUGACCAACCAGAGCGAUGCUCCUCGAGCCAUGGCGGGUAUCAUGCAGCGAUUCUCCGUCGCCAUGGGAUGCCGAUUCCUGGAGGGGCUUCCGACCGCCACCUUUGAUUUUUUCAUCCUUCUUCUGCCCAUGAGUGGUAGUUUGCGUCGCCGCCCCGCAUUUCCAAGCUAUUCAUGGACAGGCUGGUCCGGGCCCUUGAGAUCGGCUUUGCAACCGUCCCAGCUUGGCUAUAAUGAUAUGCUCAGAGACAAAACAUGGAUCAUUUGGUACAAGAGAAGUUCCUCUGGGAUUGUCAGUCUGGUCUGGGACCCUUCUUCCGAGCCAUCUUUCCCUCUUGACAAGCUAAGAUUUAAGGGCUAUCGGGAAAGACGACCCUUUAGUUAUGGGCGGUAUACACCGGCAGGCUUGAAUACGAGCCGCACUGCACCCUCAGAGACUAUUUUAUUCUCCCGCGACGUCCCGGCGUAUCAUAUCCUCCAGUUCUGGACCAUAUCGACGUUCUACAGAAUCUCCAACAUAGACGUGUUCCAUGCAACCGGUCAUCUUAUAGACUCUAACGGUGCGUCAUGUGGUUUUGUCUGGCUCGAUGGAUUUGAGGACACGAGGUUUUUUGAAGCACAGAGAGAUUUUGAGGUCAUUCUGUUGUCUGAUACUCUCAAUGGGGUGGAUCAAGAACCAACGAGAUACUCACUGUCUUCUUAUCCCCACAUAAAGGGAGCUUUCAAUGUAUUGGUGUUGGAAUGGCAAGGUGGUCUGGCGGAGCGACGAGGCUUUGGCUGCCUAAUUCAGGAAGCCAUUAACAACAGUCUAGCUCCCGGUCCUGUGUGGAAAGAAAUCUUGUUGGCAUGA